AGCGGAGCGGGGCUAGAGCGAGAGAGGGGGCGGCGAGCGCUGCCGGGUGUAACGAAAACAGCGGCGGAGCCGCAGCUGCCGGAGCCGGCUUCUGGCUUCUCCCCUGGUGUUCAUCUGCUGCAGCCUAAUGGCUAAACAGCUCCUUCGGUGGAUUCCACCCAUUGAUGCCCAGAACAUUCCCUGGAUUGAUAGUUGCUGUGUUCAGAAGUUAUUGCAUUAUAUUUCAGCGGACAAGCAGAAAAAUGCCAAGCAUUAAAUAGCUUCCUGGAAACUAGGACAAGUAUGUAAGAAGUCCAGUCAAUCAAUGUGGAUUUCUCCUGUCAAAAGUUCUCAGUUUUGCCUACCACACACCCUUUAGAUACUCUUCUCUGUGCCAUGCUCUGUGGCUCUCAUCACAAGAGGAAUUUGUCUUCAUGAAGAUUCUUAACAUUGGUAAUGUGAUGAAUAAAUUUGAGAUCCUUGGGGUUGUAGGUGAAGGAGCCUAUGGGGUUGUACUUAAAUGCAGACACAAGGAGACACAUGAAAUUGUGGCCAUCAAGAAAUUCAAAGACAGUGAAGAAAAUGAAGAAGUCAAAGAAACCACUUUACGAGAGCUUAAAAUGCUUCGCACUUUGAAACAGGAAAACAUAGUAGAGCUGAAAGAGGCUUUCAGACGAAGAGGAAAAUUAUACUUAGUGUUUGAAUAUGUGGAAAAAAAUAUGCUUGAAUUGCUAGAAGAAAUGCCAAAUGGAGUUCCACCGGAAAAAGUAAAAAGCUAUAUCUACCAAUUAAUCAAAGCGAUUCACUGGUGUCAUAAGAAUGACAUUGUUCAUAGAGAUAUCAAACCGGAAAAUCUCUUAAUAAGCCACUGUGAUGUUCUGAAGCUGUGUGACUUUGGCUUUGCUCGGAAUCUGUCAGAAGGAAGCAAUGCAAACUAUACAGAAUAUGUGGCCACCAGGUGGUACCGUUCACCUGAACUCUUGCUUGGAGCCCCCUAUGGGAAGUCUGUGGAUAUGUGGUCUGUAGGCUGCAUUCUUGGGGAACUUAGUGAUGGGCAGCCACUAUUUCCUGGAGAAAGUGAAAUUGACCAGCUUUUUACAAUUCAGAAGGUGCUAGGACCACUUCCAUCAGAGCAGAUGAAGCUUUUCUACAGCAAUCCUCGUUUCCAUGGGCUGCGGUUCCCAGCAGUCAACCAUCCUCAAUCUUUGGAGAGGAGAUAUUUAGGAAUUUUAAGUGGUGUUUUGCUUGACCUUAUGAAGAACUUGCUGAAGCUGGAUCCAGCAGAUAGAUACUUGACAGAGCAAUGUCUGAACCAUCCUUCGUUUCAAACUCAGAGACUCUUGGAUCGUUCACCUUCACGGUCAGCUAAGAGAAAACCUUACCAUGUAGACAGCAACACAUUAUCUAACAGAAAUCAAGCCAGCAAAAGCUCUGCUGUGCAGUCACAUCAGAGAUCGAAUAGCAAGGAUAUGCAGACUCUAGGAGCUGGACUGCAAAGAGGAGAAGAGGUUCUUCCAGCAAAUGAAAGCUUUCUAAAUGGAAAUCUUCCUGCAGCUGCACACAGUCCAAUGCAUACAAAAAAAACAAGCAACCCACCUGGAUCUGGCAACAAGGAUCUAGCCAAUAACAACAUACCACAUCUUCUCAGUCCAAAGGAAUCAAAGACAAAAACAGAAUUUGAUUUUAAUUUGGACCCAAAAGCCUCUGAUGGUCCAGGUACAAAAUAUCUGAAGUCAAACACCAGAUCUCAGCAGAACCGGCACUCAUUUAUGGAAACUUCUCAAAGCAAAACUGGCACUCUGCAGCCAAGUGAGAAACAUAGUCGACACAGCUAUAUUGAUACUAUUCCCCAGUCUUCAAAGAGUCCCUCCUAUCGGACAAAGUCAAAGACUCACGGGGUUCUGACAGAUUCAAAAUCUGUGGGUAAUCUUUCUGAGGCCAGGGCUCAAAUUGCGGAACCAAACAGCAGUAGGUAUUUUCCAUCAAGCUGUUUAGACUUGAACUCUCCUACAAGUCCUACUCCUCCCCGGCACAGUGACAAUAGAACUUUACUCAGUCCUUCGGGCAGGAAUAACCGAAGUGAUGGUACCUUGGAUUCCCGAAGACCGCCAACAAGACAUUCCAAAACCAUGGAAGAGUUGAAAUUGCCAGAUCAUAUGGAUGGAAGCCAUUCACAUUCAUUAUCUGCCCCACAUGAAUCAUUUUCAUAUGGUCUAGGUUACACAAGUCCCUUUUCCUCACAGCAGCGCCCUCAUAGACAUUCCAUGUAUGUGAGCCGAGACAGAGUGAGGUCCAAGGGCUCAGAGGGUGGCUUAAGCGUAGGGCAGGGGAUGGCAGCCAGAGCAAACAGCCUGCAACUGUUAUCUCCACAGGUGCAGCAUAGGUCACUCACACGAUCUGUUGGCUCUUCACGGGAAGACUGUACAGAAGAUACUAAUAGGAGUGACCAGAUCCCACCAGAGAUGAAUCUAACAAGAUCUGCAGUUAAAGAUUCUUCCAGAGACGUUACAACUUCAUUUCAUUCACAGCAAAAGUCUGAGGGUGGAACGUAUCAUGAUCCGCACCCAGAGGAUGGAGCCUCUAGUAAAGAAAAUAGACUUCUGUAUAAUGACCCUAUUCCCAGAAGAGUUGGCAGCUUUUACAGAGUGCCAUCUCCACGUCCAGAGGGCACAUUCCUUGAAAACAGUGUGUCAAACAGAGUCAGUGCACUACCAGCAGACAGCAGCACCGUGACAAACCACUCAAAAAGACAAACUACCUUUGAUCCAUGGAAAAGUCCUGAAAAUGUUAACAGUCAGUCGGAGCAACUCAAGGAGAAAGAAAAACAAGGUUUUUUCAGGGCAAUAAAAAAGAAAAAGAAGAAAUCUCAAACUAUAGAAUCAACCAACGGGGAGAAUCCAAGCAUCAAGAAAUCCCUCUUUCCUCUUUUUAAUUCAAAGAAUCAUUUAAAGCAUAGUUCUUCUUCUUUGAAAAAGCUUCCUGUAGUCACUCUACCUAUGAUGCCCGGCAGUGAUGGUCAGGAUCUUUUGGCAUUACAGAAAGCCAUUCACUCUUCCAAUCUCCAGAGCAGCAGGCAGAAGGAUUGGCAUCCUGAGAAGAUGACAGAAAUCCAAACUCAUAGCCAACCUUUAAAAUCCCUUCGGAAGCUGUUACAUCUGUCCUCCUCCUCAAAUCAUUCUAUCCCCUCUGAAUCCCGCUUCCAGCCAUUACCAAGUCAACCAGCCAAAGCUGCUUUUUCUGAAGUGCGAAUUCACCCCAUAAGUCAAACUUCCAGUAGCAGCAGCAGCAGCAAUGUGCGUCAGGAGCCCCAAUCAAAAGGCAGGCCGACACUUCAGAUACCAAGCCAGAUAGAACCGAGUUGGCAUGUGUCUCCGGUGAACAGGAGUGCUAGUGACGGGACUUCCUACUCUGAUCAACUGCCUUCCAAGAGUGGACAGAAUGGGCCCACGUAUAACCGAACAAACCGCUCCCGAAUGCCAAAUCUGAAUGAUUUAAAGGAGACGGCCUUGUAAUGGCACUCCCGAUUGUACGCCAAUUAACAUGGGAAUUUGAGUCGAGGGUUUGAUGGUGGUGCUGGUGAUAGUAAGACUGUAUUUUCAGCUUUAUAAAAGUGUGCAAUAUGUACCUGUGGGGCUAUAUUGUUUGGCACCACACUGAUAGUCAGGGAUCAUACAGUAAAACAAGAUGAAUUAUUAAUUACCAGUCAUCAGAAAUCUCAUUGGCUGAUGGUGUGUGCAAUUCAGGGAGAAGAAAUGUGUUGCUAUUUUUUCUCCUUUACAUUCCAGCUCAGUGCACAUCUCUGUCUGAAAGACGGGAGAGUUUAAGUAUGUACUGGCACUUCGAGGGGUGAAAACAAUUAAUGUCUAGACUUAUGCCCUUACUACAUAUUUUGCUGCCUAGUUAAAACAGUGGGGUUUAUGUGAUACAAGUAUCCCUGUUAAGGGUUAAAGUUGAAUUGUACAUCUUAAAUUUGUUUUUUAAACUUCCACAUUUGAUAGGAUUUGUAAUAUUUAUUUAUGAUGAACUAAUAUCGUACUGUUAUAAUCAUCUCUUCUGUUACAAUGUAAAGUUAUUUUGAGCUGUUUGAAACAUUGUGAAGCAGUGCAACAGCUACCGUAGUUUCUAUAAAAACUAACAGUAACAUUUAUAUAUUGCAUCAGGAGUAUUUUAUUCUCU
This is a messenger RNA of Mauremys reevesii (Reeves's turtle), 4155 nucleotides long. RefSeq names its product cyclin dependent kinase like 5 (gene CDKL5). Lineage: Eukaryota; Metazoa; Chordata; Testudines; Geoemydidae. The record is from RefSeq and is a predicted model, not a curated record. Gene Ontology annotation, molecular function: ATP binding; protein kinase activity. Gene Ontology annotation, cellular component: dendrite cytoplasm; nucleus. The transcript is spliced from 21 exons. Bases 414 to 3491 code for a protein of 1025 amino acids. Gene Ontology annotation, biological process: regulation of dendrite development; positive regulation of axon extension; protein phosphorylation.